Molecule: messenger RNA, 1536 nt
Organism: Colletotrichum truncatum
Lineage: Eukaryota; Fungi; Ascomycota; Sordariomycetes; Glomerellales; Glomerellaceae
Product: C6 zinc finger domain protein
Biological process (GO): regulation of DNA-templated transcription
Molecular function (GO): DNA-binding transcription factor activity, RNA polymerase II-specific; zinc ion binding
Source: RefSeq, a predicted model, not a curated record
AUGACCUCGGUUUCCCGACGGCUGGCGCUGGCCACCACGGCUGCACCACCUCCACAACCCUCCCAUGGCGGCAACGGACGGCGACAGUGUUGGGAGUGCCAGCGUCGCCGUGUUGUCUGUGACGCUGCUCGUCCCGUAUGCGGGAAAUGCAAGGCGACCGGUGUUGUGUGUCCUGGGUACGAGGACAAGAAGCCCUUGACUUGGCUUACCCCCGGCAAGGUUAAGACUCGCACCUGGAAGCGGAAGAAGCCAUCCGAUAAGGACGCGUCGCCAAAGUCGAGUUCCUCAGAGGACGGUAGUGAUACCACUAAGUCCAGCUCCAAUGUUUCCACACAGCUGGUCCACAUCUUCCCCGGAGUAGAGCUGAGAUCAGAAACAUGCGACUUCGUUGAGGCGACCAUGUACUGGAACGAUCAAGUGUACCCGUCCUUCCUAGCGAACCAACUAACGAGCAGUCCGUGGGUUAUUCCAGUGACAUACAUCCAUCUAAUGCCUCGCGCCACACAACAUGCCCUUGUGUCUAUGGCCAUCGACCACCGCAUGUUGCGCAUAGGACGCAGGAAGAACGACCCCUUCAUUGUCGAGGUACAGUCUCGGUUUCAUCAGCAUCGGUGCGCGGCAAUCCAGGCCUUGAAUGAGGAUGUCAACAAUGACCGCAUCCGCGGUGCCGAUAGUACAUUUGGCAGCGUGAUGGUGUUUAUGUUUGCAGAUUUAAUGGGGUCGGCGACUACAGCAAAUUGGCGCCAUCACCUAAAUGGACUAGCAGGGCUGAUGGCAAUGCGAGGCGGGUUUGAAGUCAUGUUCCGCACCACGCCUUAUCUGCACCCAUUGCUGCUCUUUCCCAAAAUCGUCGAAGUUAUGGCAAACACAACAAGCCCGGCACACGACCAAGUAGGGCCGACUACCAGCUACAAGAACAUCGACAUGAUUUCCGAACUUUUCCAGCUGGGCUACUACCCUCUGCUUCCCUGUCCAGUAGAGCUAUUUGCCGACAUCAUCCGCAUCAACCGGCUUCGAUUCCUGAUAGCAACCAACAGCUGGAGCGAAGACUUGGGAUCGGUACAAUCAGCAGCGGAGAACCUGGUAGAGAGCAUCAUCGAGUUCUCGCCGGAGAUUUGGGUCGAGUCAAAGACUGAUUCGAAGGAAAUGUUCCUACUUAUGGGCCGUGUUUACCAGUCCGCUACUGCUCUGUACGCCAUCUCGUCACUGCAAUGUCUUGGAGCACUACCCCUUUCAGCUGGGUGGAAGGCAGUAAGAACCAUACACUACGGACGUCUCUUCGCACUUCUUGAUCAGGCGGCCAACGAACCGAUGGUAAAGCAUUGUGUUGCCUGGCCACUCAUAGUUGCCGGAUUCGAAGCGGCGUCCGGCAGCGCGGCCGGACGGGCGUUCGUGGUGAAACAGUGCAUCACGUCGAGUAAGGAUUUGGGCGCCUAUCUGCCCUUGGCUGCUGUACGAGUGCUGGAGACGUUCUGGGCUUCGGGGAAGAGGACGUGGGAUGAGUGUUUUGAUACCCCUCACGCUCUCGUGGCGUAA